AUGAUAAAGUCAGGAUACAGCCAAGAGCAACUUGAUCAAUUUUUUGACCAUGUUGACUUACCCCAGCAUUUACGAGGUCAACCACCUUCCUUGACUCUGCUAGAGGCUCUUCACAUUCAUACUCUAUCUACACUCCCGUAUGAGAACUUGUCCAUCCACUAUAGCCCCUCCCACCGGGUAGAUCUGAACCCUCAACACUUGUUUCAGAAGAUAAUUAUCCAGGGCCGAGGAAGGGGAGGUUUCUGCAUGGAAAUUGCCAUCUUGUAUAACCACAUUCUGCGUGCAAUCGGAUUCGAUGCUUAUACUGCGGGAGUUCGAACUCGCGGGCGACUCCAAGGAGUUCCACAAGGGGAUUACCCUGGAUGGAAUCACAUCGUCAACAUCGUCACAUUCCCCGACGGCAAGAAGUACCACACAGACGUCGCAUUUGGUGGCGAUGGUGCCACGGCUCCAAUGCCUCUUGUCAGUGGGCUUGUUCAUCGAAAUAUGGGAACGCAACAGAUCCGUCUGGUGCACAGGUCUGAGGAAUCGAAGGUGUGGAUCUACCAGUAUCGCAAUCAGGAAGAUGCGGAAUGGAACUCCUUUUAUUCAUUCCCAGGGAUCGAGUUCAUGGAUCUUGACUGGGGCGUGGUCAACUGGUGGAUCAACACUCACCCUACGAGUCACCAACGUGUUAACGUAUUGGUGAUCAAGUUCUUGAGAAGACCCAAGGAAGCCAAGGAGGAUGAAAGCGACGGACUUCAAGAAAUCUACGGGAAGCGAAUGUUGGUAAACGGUGUUGUUAAGGAAAAUCUGGGAGGAAAGACACGGGUGGUUGAGGAGCUCAAGAGCGAGGACGAACGGCUUGAAGCUUUGGAAAGAUACUUUGGGAUUACCUUGUCCGGAGAGGAGAAGGAAGGUAUCCGGGGCUACGUCUCGGACUUGCAGUAG
Molecule: messenger RNA, 930 nt
Organism: Fusarium vanettenii 77-13-4
Lineage: Eukaryota; Fungi; Ascomycota; Sordariomycetes; Hypocreales; Nectriaceae
Exons: 3
Coding region: 1-930 (309 amino acids)
Molecular function (GO): acetyltransferase activity
Source: RefSeq, a predicted model, not a curated record